Monoraphidium neglectum is the source of this 1161-nucleotide messenger RNA. RefSeq lists its product as hypothetical. The record is from RefSeq and is a predicted model, not a curated record. Gene Ontology annotation, biological process: positive regulation of cell population proliferation. The transcript has 8 exons. The coding region runs from base 1 to 1161 and encodes 386 amino acids. NCBI's taxonomy places the organism in Eukaryota, Viridiplantae, Chlorophyta, Chlorophyceae, Sphaeropleales, Selenastraceae. Gene Ontology annotation, cellular component: nucleus.
AUGGGCAAGAAGUGUGGCAGCGGGGGCGGCGUCCUUAUCACUGCGUUUCUGCAGUUGUGCAUUGGGAUAGUCCUGUUGGGAAUUUUUGAAGGAUACAAGGUGUACCGGAUAAAAUACUUUGACGGCCUGAUGGAGCAGUAUGAGGCGGCCGCUGCAAAGGCCCAGGCGGACGGCAAGCAAUUCAAUUGGGACCCCAACGUGCUGCGCGCCCAGGCCGCCAUCAGCAGCACCAGCCCCAUGGGGGUGGUCUGGUGGAUCAGCAUCGCGGGCAACAUCUUCUCAAUCUGCGGCCUGGCGGGAGUCAUCAACGCGCAGCGCGACCUGGUCACCGCCUACUUCGCCUGGAGCGCUGUCCAGAUGGUGGCUGGCGCCCAUUUCUUCAUCGACAUGAUCGUGGACACCACCGUGCGCUACGGCGGGGAGCCGCCGGGCCUGACAGGCUACGAGAAGGCCACUGCCUUCUUCCUGCUGCUGCAGGUCCUGCUGGCGGUGUGCGCGACUGCCCUGGCAAUGCGCGCGAUCGACGAAAUCAAGGUGAAGCAGCGGGAGGAGUACAGCCGCCUCACGACAAUCUCCACGCUGAAUGACACGCUUCAGGAUCCAAAGCAGCCCUCAAAAGACGAGAACUGGUGGCUCAGCGAGGGCGAAGAGGACUCCGGGGAGGAGCAGAGUGGUGGUGGCGAUGACGAGGAUGCUGCGGCACGGCGGCCGCUGCCUCCAGAGCAGGCGGAUCCCUUUUAUGAUCCCGCAGCGGAUGACGAGGACGCAAAGUGGGUUGCUGCAAAACGGCAGGGGCGCGCCACCGACGCGAUUCUCUCCUGCCCCGGCUGCUUCACCACCGUCUGCAUGGAGUGCCAGCAGCAUGCGGUUCUGCACACCCAGUACCGCGCGGUCUUCACCAUGAACUGCAGCGCGAAGUCUGAGGCGCACAUCAGAGUCCCCACCCAGCGCGGCAGCGGCGGCGCGAGCAGUGGUGGCGGCGGCAGGAAGCGGAAAGGCCCGGAGGAGGGCGGCAGCAGCGGCGCUGGCGGCGGUGGGGUCGGGGGCGUGGAUGGCGAGGUGAUGUACCCUGUGUACUGCGAUGUGUGCGAGACGCAGGUCGGGGCGCAGGACUCUGACGAGGUGGUCCACUUCUACCACGUGCUAGCCAGCAAUCCAUGA